Colossoma macropomum (tambaqui) is the source of this 5129-nucleotide messenger RNA. Its product is annotated as E3 ubiquitin-protein ligase KEG-like. The coding region runs from base 139 to 4716 and encodes 1525 amino acids. The record is from RefSeq and is a predicted model, not a curated record. Gene Ontology annotation, biological process: protein ubiquitination; abscisic acid-activated signaling pathway; late endosome to vacuole transport. Lineage: Eukaryota; Metazoa; Chordata; Actinopteri; Characiformes; Serrasalmidae. Gene Ontology annotation, cellular component: early endosome; trans-Golgi network. The transcript has 44 exons. Gene Ontology annotation, molecular function: ubiquitin-protein transferase activity.
AGUGACUCAGAAUUUUAUUUCAAACCGCUACGUUGCUUGAGUCUCAUGUAGAGUCAAACAUUCCAAACUGAUAUGAAUCAAAACAGCUGAACUGAUUUGCACUUCAAUACAAGAUAACAAUCAUCAGAGGAGAGCAAAAUGGAGAUGACUGAGAAAAUUUAUGCAUAUUCAAAAAUCAUUGAUGAUUCAAGUGUCGACGAGAACCCAAAUGAAGAGAUUUAUGAGAUUGAAGACAACUUCAAGACUCGCAGGACCAAAAGCAGUAUGGGACCUGAGAACUUAGUUUCAGUGUUCAACACUGCACGAAGCAGAUGCUACAAAGUGAUGCCACAAAGCAGAUGCUACAAAGUGACUGGAGUGAGCCUGGGCCUGUUGUGCGUUGUCCUGCUGCCUACCAUCAUAGUGCUGCAUGCCAGGUUGAUUGCAGAGAAAGACAGGUUACAGGCCAGUUACAACAAUGUGACGAGAGAGAGAGACCAGUUACAGGCCAGUUACAACAGCCUGAUGCUAGAGAGACCCCAGUUUCAGACUAGUUACAAUCUAACGAUAGAAAGAGACCAGUUACAGGACAAAAUAAAGCUAUUAACUCAAGAAAAGGAAAAAUGGGAGACCAGUUACAACACCACAAUAAUCCAGUUGGACCAGUUACAAAGGGAGAAAGAUGGACUUCAUAAGAGGGUCACUGACUGUGGAUGCUUCAGGGUUGGAGACCGAAUAAAGGUGAAAGCCUCGGUUACUUCUCCAAAGUAUGGAUGGGGAGAUGCCUCUCACAAGAGUGUUGGUGUGGUUACAGCUCUUAUGGGUGAUCGUUUGAAAGUAGAUUUUCCUGAUCAUAAGUCUUGGCUGGCCGCAGUUUCUGAAACGGAACUGGCUUCCAGUACAGACCCAGGAUACUUCAGGGUUGGAGACCGAGUCAGGGUGAAAGCCUCUGUUAGUGCUCCAAAAUAUAAGUGGGGAGAUGCCUCUCACAGGAGUGUUGGUGUGGUUACAGCUGUUGAUGGUGAAAAUAUGACUGUAGAUUUUCCUGAACAUAAAUCCUGGAAGGCUGCAGUUUCUGAAGUGGAGCUGGCUCCCAGUGCUGACUCAGAAAACUUCAGGGUUGGAGACCGGGUCAGGGUGAAAGCCUCUGUUAGUACUCCAAAAUAUAAGUGGGGAAGUGCCUCUCACAAGAGUGUUGGUGUGGUUACAGCUAUUAGUGGUGAAACUAUGACUGUAGAUUUUCCUGAGCAUAAAUCUUGGAAGGCUGAAAUUUCUGAAAUGGAACUGGCUCCCAGUGAAGACUCAGGAACUUUCAGGGUUGGAGACCAGGUCAGGGUGAAAGCCUCUGUUAGUACUCCAAAAUACAAAUGGGGAAGUGCAUCUCACCGGAGUGUUGGUGUGGUUACAGCUAUUAGUGGUGAAAGUAUGACUGUAGAUUUUCCUGAGCAUAAAUCUUGGAAGGCUGAAAUUUCUGAAAUGGAACUGGCUCCCAGUGAAGACUCAGAAACCUUCAGGAUUGGAGACCGGGUCAGGGUGAAAGCCUCUGUAAGUUCUCCAAAAUAUUACUGGGGAAGAGCUUCUAACCGGAGUGUUGGUGUGGUUACAGCUCUUGCUGGUGAAAGUAUGACUGUAGAUUUUCCUGAGCAUAAAUCUUGGAAGGCAGCAGUUUCUGAAAUGGAGCUGGCUCCCAGUGCUGAUCCAAGAAAUUUCAGGAUUGGAGAUGAGGUGAGGGUGAAAGCUUCUGUUAGUUCUCCAAAAUAUGACUGGGGAGAUGCAUCUAACAAGAGUGUUGGUGUGGUUACAGCUAUUAGUGGUGAAAGCAUGAUGGUAGAUUUCCCAGAGCAUAAAUCUUGGAAGGCUGCAGUUUCUGAAAUGGAACUGGCUCCCAGUUUUGACUCAGGAAAUUUCAGGGUUGGAGACCGGGUCAGGGUGAAAGCUUCUGUUAGUACUCCAAAAUAUGGAUGGGGAAGUGCCUCUCACAGAAGUGUUGGUGUGGUUACAGCUAUUAAUGGAGAAAGUAUGACUGUAAGUUUUCCUGAGCAUAAGGUUUGGACAGCUGCAGUUUCUGAAAUGGAACUGGCUCCCAGUGCUGACUCAGCAAACUUCAGGGUUGGAGACCGGGUGAGGGUGAAAGCUUCUGUUAGUACUCCAAAAUACCAGUGGGGAAGUGCCUCUCACAGCAGUGUUGGUGUGGUUACAGCUGUUGAUGGUGAAAGUAUGACUGUAGAUUUUCCUGAGCAUAAAUCUUGGAAGGCUGCAGUUUCUGAAAUGGAACUGGCUCCCAGUGAUAACUCACAAAACUUCAGGGUUGGAGACCGGGUCAGAGUGAAAGCCUCUGUUAGUACUCCAAAAUAUGGAUGGGGAAGUGCCUCUCAUAGUAGUGUUGGUGUGGUUACAGCUGUUCAUAGUGAAAGUAUGAAUGUAGAUUUUCCUGACCAUAAAUCUUGGAUGGCUGCUAUUUCUGAAAUGGAACUGGCUCCCAGUAUUGACUCAGAAACCUUCAGAGUUGGAGACCGAGUGAGGGUGAAAGCUUCUGUUAGUUCUCCAAAAUAUGACUGGGGACGUGCCUCUCACAGCAGUGUUGGUGUGGUUACAGCUGUUGAUGGUGAAAGAAUGACUGUAGAUUUUCCUGAGCAUAAAUCUUGGAAAGCUGCAGUUUCUGAAAUGGAACUGGCUCCCAGUGUUGACUCAGAAACCUUCAGGGUUGGAGAUCGGGUCAGAGUGAAAGCCUCUGUUAGUUCUCCAAAAUACGGAUGGGGAGAUGCCUCUCGUAGGAGUGUUGGUGUGGUUACAGCUAUUAGUGGUGAAAGUAUGACUGUAGAUUUUCCUGAACACAAAUCUUGGAAGGCUGCAGUUUCUGAAAUGGAACUGGCUCCCAGUGCUGACUCAGAAACCUUCAGGGUUGGAGAUCGGGUCAGAGUGAAAGCCUCUGUUAGUUCUCCAAAAUACGGAUGGGGAGAUGCCUCUCGUAGGAGUGUUGGUGUGGUUAAAGCUAUUAGUGGUGAAAGUAUGACUGUAGAUUUUCCUGAACAUAAAUCUUGGUUGGCUGCAGUUUCUGAAAUGGAACUGGCUCCCAGUUCUGACUCAGAAACCUUCAGGGUUGGAGACCGGGUCAGGGUGAAAGCCUCUGUUAGUACUCCAAAAUACCAGUGGGGAAAAGCCUCUAACAGGAGUGUUGGUGUAGUUACAGCUCUUGAUGGUGAAAGUUUGACUGUAGAUUUUCCUGAGCAUAAAUCUUGGAAGGCUGCAGUUUCUGAAAUGGAACUGGCUCCCAGUUCUGACUCAAGAAACUUCAGGAUUGGAGACGAGGUCAGGGUUAAAGCUUCUGUUAGUUCUCCAAAAUACCUGUGGGGAAGUGCCUCUAACAAAAGUGUUGGUGUGGUUACAGCUAUUAGUGGUGAAAGUAUGACUGUAGAUUUUCCUGAACACAAAUCUUGGAAGGCCGCAGUUUCUGAAAUGGAACUGGCUCCAAGUUUUGACUCAGAAAACUUCAGGGUUGGAGACCGGGUCAGAGUGAAAGCCUCUGUUAGUACUCCAAAAUACGGAUGGGGAAGUGCCUCUCAUAGUAGUGUUGGUGUGGUUACAGCUAUUAAUGGUGAAAGAAUGACUGUAGAUUUUCCUGAGCGUAAAUCUUGGACGACUGCAGUUUUCGAAAUGGAACUGGCUCCCAGCACGGACUCAGCAAACUUCAGGGUUGGAGACCGGGUCAGGGUGAAAGCCUCUGUUACUACUCCAAAAUACAAGUGGGGAAGUGCCUCUCACAGCAGUGUUGGUGUGGUUACAGCUAUUAAUGGUGAAAGUAUGACUGUACAUUUUCCUGAGCAUAGGUCUUGGAUGGCCAGCGUUUCUGAAAUGGAACUUGCUCCCAGUGCUGACGUAGAAAGCUUCAGGGUUGGAGACCGGGUCAGAGUGAAAGCCUCUGUUAGUCCUCCAAAAUAUGGAUGGGGAAGUGCCUCUCAUAGAAGCGUUGGUGUGGUUACAGCUAUUAAUGGUGACAGUAUGACUGUAGAUUAUCCUGAGCAUAAAAAUUGGAAGGCUGCAGUUUCUGAAAUGGAACUGGCUCCCAGUGCUGACUUAGGAAACUUCAGGGUUGGAGACCGGGUCAGGGUGAAAGCCUCUAUUAGUUCUCCAAAAUAUGACUGGGGACGUGCCUCUCACAGCAGUGUUGGUGUGGUUACAGCUGUUGAUGGUGAAAGUAUGACUGUAGAUUUUCCUGAGCAUAAAAAUUGGAAGGCUGCAGUUUCUGAAAUGGAACUGGCUCCCAGUACGGACUCAGGAAACUUCAGGAUUGGAGACCGAGUCAGAGUGAAGGCCUCUGUUAGUAUUCCCAAAUACAAGUGGGGAAGUGCCUCUCACAGCAGUGUUGGUGUGGUUACAGCUCUUGAUGGUGAAAGUAUGACUGUAGAUUUUCCUGAGCAUAAAUCUUGGAAGGCUGCAGUUUCUGAAAUGGAACUGGCUCCCAGUGAAGACUCAGAAAGCUUCAGGGUUGGAGACCGGGUCAGGGUGAAAGCCUCUGUUAGUUCUCCAAAAUAUAAGUGGGGAAGUGCCUCUCACCGGAGUGUUGGUGUGGUUACAGCUGUUAAUGGUGAAACUAUGACUAUAGAUUUCCCCGAGCAUAAAUCUUGGAAGGCUGCAGUUUCUGAAAUGGAACUGGCUCCCAGUACUGACUCAAUGAGUUUAGCAACAUCUUGGACGCCGAGCCCGAGUGAAAGCCUAAAUACAACCUCCAAAAUAUAACUGGAAAUCUGUCAUUCAUAAAAGUAUGGGCAUGAUCAAAGCUGUGAGAGUGAUGGCGGAGUUCCCUGAGCAUUCUGGCUGGACUAGGCAUCCCUCAGAAAUGGAAUCUCCACAAGAAAAGGAAUUUAUUGUGCUAUUCAAAAUAAUUACAAGUGAAUCUUUUGAACUGUGCCUUAACUGUAAUCUAAAUUACUAAUCUAAAUUAGUAAAAUCACUGAUUAGUAAAAUCACUGAUUGUAUGCAUCACAUUGUUUAUUGAUGUUAAGCAGUUUAUGUAAACACAUGCUUAAAUGUGAAUCAAAUGAAUUUGAAACAUCUGAGUAAGCUAUGUGUGCAUAUUAAUUUCUAUUCAUUAUUAAUAGUUAUUUGUAUGGAAAAUCCUGAUGCUUUACAAUAAAAUGCCUAAAGAUGUC